AUGAAUCGACUGCAAGAUAUAGGCGGUGCUCAGGCUCUUCUCUCUCUAGGGACGAAAGAGUCAAAGGCGGACGAUAUGAAUCAAAACGCCUCUGGGGACGAUAAGGGAGACUUGCACCCGCAACAUUUAGAAGAGACCGAUCUUCGAGAGCAAAAUCAACAUAGUAUUGAUGCAAAUGGAGACCAGUCACAGAAUGAUGAUGAAUCUCUCGAAGAUAAGGCCAACCAGCAAUUAAAUGACGCCGUUGAAGCUGCAGUCAUGAGGUAUGUGGGAGGUACGCUUGAAGGUAACGACUCGCAAGAUAAUGAAAGGGCAGAAGAGGGCCAUACCAAUGGUGAAGGCUCCCAGACUAGUGGUGGCAACAUUCUCAGUUCAGAGAACUCUAAAAGACGCGUACAUCACGAGGAGAUUAUGUCUCACAUUGGUGACUACCAAUGGGACAGCUUCCUCGAAGAAAAUGUUGCUGAUUUCGACGGACCCUCGCCUAAGCGGCCUCGAAGAAGAAGGAGCUUUGUGAACAAUAAUGAGCUUGAUACAGCAAUACUGGGCUUGGAGGCGGAACCAACAGAGCAUGACCAGCUAGUUCAUGCUGCUAUCAUGGGAGCAGGAGAACUUGCUAAACAGCUUUCACUACCGCCAACAUCAUCAAAUCUACAUCAUUCGCAUAAUCAUCACCAUAGCAGGCCUGAUGGUGCUGCUAUCAAUCAAUUGGCCCACGCCGCAUCUGCUUUGUCCGCUAAAGGAAGAGCAAGGUCCUCACUCAAGCAAAGGCUACCUUCUCGAAACAAAAUCAUCCAGCAAAACGAUAAUUCUUUAAAAAACCAGGAGCUACAAUCAAAGUAUGACGCAGCAUCGAUGGACUCUUUGAUAGAGCAGUGCGCUACCGAUGCUUACAAUUGGUUUCAUUCGCAAAACAGUUUACCACUUUCAGGUCCGCGAGCAUUUUCUCGAGAAGAGAUAGCUAUUGUCGACAAUUACAUUGCAGGUUAUUGUCGUCUAAAUAACAUGACUCGUCUAGACGUUUGUCGGCGUGUCUGGUCUACGGAAAAGUUGAAAGACGGGUUUUGGGAGGCUGUUGCCAAAGUUCUACCCUACAGAAGCCGUGCAUCAAUAUAUAAGCAUGUUCGCCGCCAAUACCAUAUCUUUGAAAUCAGAGCCAAGUGGACUAAAGAAGAAGAUGAAAUUCUUAGCAGGCUCACACAGUCCACCGAGAUGAACUGGAAGAAAAUUGGUGAGGCUAUGAAUCGUAUGCCAGAGGACUGUCGAGACAGAUGGAGAAAUUAUGUGAAAUGUGGUGACAAUAGGGCACUGAACAAAUGGUCCGAGGAAGAGGAGAGAACGUUGAAAAACAUUGUCUUGGAGAUGAUCACUAGCGAGUCUGACGGACCCAUCAAUUGGACUUUGGUGAGUGAACGAAUGAAUGGCGUACGUUCCCGCAUUCAAUGUAGAUACAAGUGGAACAAGCUUCUAAGAAGAGAAUCAAUUUCGAGAGUGGAGCUCAUGGACAAUGAGACUAAGGUGUGGUUAAUCAAUCGCUUGAUCGAGGGUAAUUUUCCCAACGUCGAGAGCAUUGACUGGGACUAUAUUCUACAUCUCUACCAUGAGUGGAACAAAGAUUCGAAAAGUAAAGACUUUUUAUGGACGACCACGGAUUUUAAGGUCGGCUUUGAGAGAUUAAGAGGCAUCGUGAAGGACCACAAAAAUCAGUCCUUGCAUACGGUUCUCUCGAAAAUUGCUUCCUCUCUAUAUUCAGAGACUGGAUCCGAUCGCGGCGAAUUGGUGCCUCAUGAGUCUUUGAUCAAGGUCGAAAAAGAACACUCCGCAGAGAGACAGGCUGAUAGUAUUGCAACCGCCGCUGUUGCCGCGGUAUCAACUGGAGUUAACGAGCAUGAUGCUCAACCACAAGAAUACAGCUUGUGGAGGGAGUAG
Messenger RNA from Candidozyma auris, 1929 nucleotides. RefSeq lists its product as uncharacterized. The coding region runs from base 1 to 1929 and encodes 642 amino acids. Lineage: Eukaryota; Fungi; Ascomycota; Pichiomycetes; Serinales; Metschnikowiaceae. Gene Ontology annotation, molecular function: transcription cis-regulatory region binding; DNA-binding transcription factor activity. The record is from RefSeq and is a predicted model, not a curated record. The transcript has a single exon. Gene Ontology annotation, cellular component: nucleus. Gene Ontology annotation, biological process: regulation of DNA-templated transcription.